UUUCAGGCAAUGAUAUAUUAAUGAUAUAUAUGUUUGUGGGAAGAUUUUAAUUCGUCACAAUAAUGAAAAUGUGGUUAGAUUUUGCUGAGUGCCUGAAGGACUCUCCAAAAUUUAGAAGCACAUUAGAAGACCAUGAACACUCCAUUACAGAACUGGAAAACCAUCUUGAAAAGCUUGUAAAGAUCUCUACGCAAGUGGUGGAUGCAGGAAAGCACUACAGUCAUGCUAUGGGGUCACUUAUUAACAGUUUUGAUAGCUUGGCGACAUUGUUUUACGAGGAUACAUUUGUGUCUACAGCUUUGAAAAAAUUAAAUACUGUACUUGGCGAAUUGCAGACAUUUUUAAUAGUCUUCUUGGAACAAACCCAAAAAUCCAUUACUAUUAGUUUAAAUCAUUUUAUUAAGGAGGAUAUAAAGAAAGUUCGAGAAACAAAAAAGGUUUUCGACAAAAUUAGUGACGAUUUGGAUAGUGCAUGUAUUCGAAACAGCCAGUUAUUGAAGACAUGCAAAGCAUCUGAUGCUGAAGAGGCGGAAAAUGUUUUGACGGCUACUCAGUCAUGCUUUCAUCAUACAGCAUUAGAUUAUACAUAUUUAAUAAAUAGCUUACAGUCAAAGAGAAGAUUUCACAUAUUAAGUCAGACCGUAAUGUUUGUAAAUGGUCACUUUACAUACCAUAAACAAGGAUAUGAGGCACUUACAAAAUUUGAAACAUACCAAAAACAACUUUCUACACAGUUAGAAGAAUUGCAAGCUGAAUAUUUAUCAGAUCAUAAAGAGAUGGAUGAAAGACACACGUUAGUCCAUACAAAAAAUUUAGAAUUUGAAAAUAUUUUAAACCAAAGCCUUCCCACAAAAAGAAACAUUAUAAUUAUGGAAGGAUAUUUAUUCAAGCGAGCUAGUAACGCAUUUAAAACAUGGAACAGGCGAUGGUUUGUGAUACAAAACAACAAAUUAUAUUACACUAGAAGGUCAAAAUCAGAAGGUAUAACAGAAAUGGUUGAUCUGAGAUUAUCUACUGUCAAACAUGCCCAGGAUAUGGAUAGACGAUUUACAUUUUCUGUGGUUUGUCCAACAAAAUGCUGGUAUUUGCAAGCUGAUAAUGAAUGUUUAAAAGAAAAAUGGAUGUCUGUCAUGCAGAUGGCUAUUGCAAGAGCUUUAAACGAUCCCGAUCAAGGUGGCGAUUUUUCUUCAGAGGACACAUUAGAAAAACUUCAUCCACAAUACCUUUUAACACAGAUUCGUGAUUUGUCAGGAAAUGAUACAUGUGCUGAUUGUUCUCUUCCAAAUCCAAAAUGGGCAAGCAUCAAUUUAGGGAUAGUUGUCUGUAUUGAAUGUUCUGGAAUUCAUAGGUCUCUUGGUGUUCAUAUUUCAAAAGUGAGAUCAAUAACGCUUGAUGAUUGGGAUCCAGAAUCAAUAAAACUUUUAGUUGAACUUGGAAAUGAUGUUGUUAAUAAUGUGUACGAAGCAGAAGUAGACGCAUCUUUGAAAAAACCAACUCCUUCUAGUUCAAGACAAGAAAAGGAGGCUUGGAUUCAAGCAAAGUAUGUUGACAAAAAAUUUGUUACCAAAGUCAAAUCAACCAAUGGUAACCUGAAAAGUCGAUUGAAACGAGGAAAUAUCAUCAAACGCGGUAGCGAUGGUCGAUUAAGAGCGUACACGAUCGAUAAAAUUAACGUGUUAGAAGGUAGUCCUAAAAACGAAAGGAGAGUGGAUGAUAGCCCUAAAGUGGACAGAUCCGCAUCUCUGAAAGAACUUCUGCAUAAUACAUCCUCUGGUGAUUCCUUUUGUACUGGGACAGAUUCAGAAGAUGAUCAUGACGUCACAAGUCUACAUCCUAAUAUGUUACUGUAUCAAGCAUCAAGAAGUAAGAACAUUUCCAUGAUGUUACUUGCAGUUGCCAAUGGUGCUGAUGUGAAUUGGAGAAAUUAUGAGAGUGAGGAAAGAACUGCUCUCCACGAAACUGUCAUUUCGGGUUCAGUGACGGCUAGCGAGUUUCUGUUGCAAAAUGCUGCGCAGGUCAACAUCACAGACAAGCAAGGUCGAAGUGGGCUGCAUUACGCUGCCAUGCAUGGUAGCACUGGUCACACUUGCCUAUUUUUAAAACGCGAUGCCGAUCAAAAGGCUUUAGACAAAAAUGAACAAGACCCGCUGAUGAUUGCGUUAAAAAACGAGAACGCAGACAUAGUAACAUUACUUCGUUUGGCUCGUCUUCAUGAGGAAAUAAAAGAAACUGAUAUCACAAUGGGAGGAGAUGAAACUGUGACAAACGUGUUUCGUGACUUUUCUAACAUGGCAUCACAGCAACCAGAACGAUUAACACGUGACCGGCAUACGAACGUAUGAUAGUUUUUUUUUAAAAAAAAGAAAUUUCUGAAAAAGGUUUAAUUAGGAACUUUUUCUAACCUGCAGUUGAUACUAACGUGUAGUAUACUAUAGUGGUUGAUUUCGCCUUAUACACAAAGAUUUGUUUAAUCUGUUUUUUAUUUGCAAUUCUUGAUCCUCUUACCAAGCAACGAAUUCUAUCCCGCUUUUUUUCUCUUUUAAAUCAAUUCCCAAAGUCUCUAAAUCCAUUUUUUUCUUUUUUUUGAUUUGUCAAUCCAUGACAAUUUAUUAUACAGAAUUGUCGGUCUUCUGAGCGAAUUUUUCUUUUUGAUUAUAGAGAUGCAUCCAUCCUUCAGUGCUAAGUAACCUUUCUUUUAGAUGAUACGUUCGUUCUUUGUCAAAAUUUUUACUUAGACUAAGUACAAAUGCUUAAUGCUUUAUUCUUCAAAUUUUUAUAUACCAUACUCAACACGCGUAGCCAACGCCAGGUUUAUACAGCAUUUGUAUAAUUUUGUCUUAAUGUCGACGCUUGUUUUAUAUAUUUCAUUUUUACCUUGGAAAUUUCCAAAAAUAUGAUUUCCACAGUGAUUUUUAUUUUCUUUCAUGGAAAUCUGCUUUAACAACGAAUUCUCCGUGAUAUAUAUCAGUAGCAUAUACCAAGCUCCAUGAUUAUAUACUAGUAGUGUAUAUCAGUAUCUCCGUGAUAUAUAUCAUUAGUAUAUACGACUAAUAUAUAGCACUUUCCAUUAUAUAUACCAAGACCCAUGAUAUAUACCAGUAGUAUAUAAAAUUAUAUUUGUGAAAUAUUACAGUAGUAUAUACCAGUAGCUCCGUGAUAUAUGCCCUUGUGUAUACCAUUCUCCGUAACAUAUACUACAGACCCAUGAUAUAUGCCAGUAGUAUAUAUCGGUAUGUUUUGAAAAUCAUGUAUAUAUUAAAAAUGGAGAAUUAACUUAGAAAAAAAAAGAGACAAACUUUCUUAUGUUCAGCUGAAGUAUAAACAAAGACCUACAUAAGUUGUUUUUUUUAAAUAUAUGUUAUAAAAGAGUAGUUAUAAUCGAAGGUUGAUCAUCUGGGACAUGAUAGUAGGCGACAUUACCUUGCACGAUGAUAGAGGAAGAAUCUGGCAAAACGUCGCCUACUAAACUAUCAUGUUCAAAUAAUGAUACACCUUGAACAAUAAUAUGAAAACUAAACAGACAAACCAAAAUAAUAUCUUUAAUAAGGAGAAGUUAUUCGACGAAGUCUUUAUCGAUCUGUUAAAGGCUGGUAAAGUUAAAAAAGUAAGAUUUUUAUAUAUCCAUGAUAAAUAUGUAUUUGAUAUGAUCAGGUAAUCUGGGAUUAUGUCGAAUUAUACCGGUAGUUGUCAUAAAACCGGACAUCAAAAUUGGGUGUUGUUGCGGAGACAUUAUUUGGAAGAGAUUUUUAAAAAAGGGUUUGAGCAAUUUGUGGAUCAGUUUUAGUUAUUAACAUAACAUUGCAGCGGAUAAACAUUUGCUGUUUUUAUCAAAAAUUUUUAUUAUAUACUUCUUUCGUUGAUUUAUAUUUCUUCUUUUUUUAUUUUUUAUUUACGGAAAAUAAGAACUAUAUUUUGGUGAAUAUUCUCUGUUAGAAGACUGAUUUUGUACUAAGUAACAUAAAUAUUGUUUUUUAAAACGUAUAUAUUAUAAUAUCGCAUUGAAGUUUAUUAUGGAAAAAAUAUAAUUUGAAAUA
Hydractinia symbiolongicarpus is the source of this 4034-nucleotide messenger RNA. Its product is annotated as arf-GAP with coiled-coil, ANK repeat and PH domain-containing protein 2-like. The coding region runs from base 63 to 2342 and encodes 759 amino acids. Gene Ontology annotation, cellular component: cytoplasm. The record is from RefSeq and is a predicted model, not a curated record. Gene Ontology annotation, molecular function: protein binding; GTPase activator activity. NCBI's taxonomy places the organism in Eukaryota, Metazoa, Cnidaria, Hydrozoa, Anthoathecata, Hydractiniidae. The transcript has 30 exons.